UUUCUCUCUGUCGGAACCAGCGGUCAGCGACGUCCCAAGUAGGAGCAGCUCCUCUUCUCCACUCCUCCACCCCCACCGCCGGUUUUUAUCACAGGGAGGACGCACCCACCACUACAAGCCAGGGACUCGACUCAGAGACAGACAAGAGCAAACAUGUUUGAGACCAGAGGACUCCCUUUUGUCCUGCUCGACAUAGCCUGUCUCAUCCUAGGAGGUCUGCCUCUGGCAGCCUUUAACCUGGGUAAGAUCCGUCCCUACCAGAGGGGCUUUUUCUGUAACGACGACAGCAUCAAGUACCCUUUCCACCACAGCACUAUAACCUCCACAGUGCUCUACACUGUGGGCUUCGCCCUGCCCAUUAGCUGCAUGAUCCUUGGCGAGUGCCUUUUAGUUUAUCUAAAUCGCAUCAAAUCCAAGUCGUCCUUUGGCAGCUACAUUGCCUCUGUUUACAAAGCCAUCGGCACCUUCCUCUUCGGUGCCGCCAUGAGCCAAUCUCUGACCGACAUAGCAAAGUAUUCGAUUGGCCGACUCAGGCCGCACUUCCUGGACAUCUGCAGGCCCGAUUGGAGAGAAAUCAACUGUUCGGGAGUGGCUUAUAUCGAAGACUUCACCUGCACUGGGGACGCGACGAUGGUCAAUGAGGGCAGAUUAUCCUUCUACUCGGGCCACUCCUCUUUCUCCAUGUACUGCAUGCUGUUCCUGGCUCUCUACCUGCAGGCGCGGCUCCAGGUGGAGUGGGCGAGGCUACUGAGACCCACGAUCCAGUUUUUCCUGAUUGCCGCCUCCGUGUACACGGGACUGUCGCGAGUGUCCGAUUACAAACAUCACUGGAGCGAUGUGCUGACUGGACUCCUGCAGGGGGCCCUCAUGGCUAUCCUGGUGGUCUUCUUCGUAUCGGACUUCUUCAAGCCACAAGAAGAAUCCCGCAAAGACCUGGAUCUGGGCCACACGACCCUGCAGGAGACGCCGACUAACGGAAACCACUGUGAGAGUCCAAACUAAUCUACGUGAGAGGUGACGGAGGAAGACGCCGCCUCUGCUCUGUCCAGAUGCACACCCAGGAUCUCAGCUCUCUAGCCUUUUGUCUCACACAAAAUUCUCAUCGACACCCUGCAUGGAUUUACUGUGUGGAGUACUUCAAUUUUUUUUAAACUUCAAGUAAGCUAUUGGAUGACUGUGCAUCCCCCAGAAGAAACUUUUUUUUAAAAAAAGCUACACCUCAGGCCUGUUAAAGACUUUUGUGAUUUUAUUUUUUACUUGCUGCCUUGUACACUGAUUUCCAUCACAGGAAAAGUAAUGAGACAAUCUGUCCAACCCUUGUAAGAAAAGUAAAUGUGACUGAAACAGAUGUAGGUCUGAGGGGGGGCUAGAGGUUCUGUUAGAAUGGGAACCAUCGAUCUACUGAGCCAGUGGGGGACGACUUACCUGCAUGCACUCACUAAAAGGGUCUGACCACUGCUGGAGGGAGAGAAAGGUUGGAAAUCCAUGAAUGUAACGCUGCUUUGUGCAUUUCCUGACCCGGAGUCUCAAGCUCUGAUUUAGGGUCAGUUUUAGUGCUGCCCCAGCUCUCAGGCACGUGGAGGCUUUGAUGCCCUGUUAAGAAAGCAGCGUCUCAAAGCUACAACAUGCUGAAAGCUGAUCCUAGAUCAGACAGCAAGCUGCAGACUCCACACUCACGUCACUGACAUCCGAUUCUCCAACUGUCUAACCUCAUGCAGUCAGAGAGGAAUCUCCACUGAUGUCAUGUUUGCUUAGAGAGUUGAAGAGUCGACGGUCAGUGAAGUCCUGUGUUGCCUUUGCUAGACUGCUGCUGCUGCUGCUACCACAGCUUCCUGUGUAUCUAAGAACUGAUGUUAUUUACAUAAAGUGACUAAACAACAUUGUAAGUUUGUAUAAUCUGUAUGUUUAAAAAAAACAACAUACAGACUUUUAUUGAAAAUAAAUGUUACAUAUAUGUACAAAUGUCUAAAAAUAAUAAUGAAAUGACAUUAUGCUUAUUACCACGAACAGUCACAUGUUAAGUUUUGGAUGUAUUGUUUUAAGUUGUCUGAUAAAAAUUAAAGCAUGAAUUGUU
Messenger RNA from Solea solea (common sole), 2074 nucleotides. RefSeq names its product phospholipid phosphatase 1a (gene plpp1a). The record is from RefSeq and is a predicted model, not a curated record. The transcript is spliced from 6 exons. Gene Ontology annotation, biological process: phospholipid dephosphorylation; phospholipid metabolic process; signal transduction. Gene Ontology annotation, molecular function: phosphatidate phosphatase activity. Bases 154 to 1002 code for a protein of 282 amino acids. Lineage: Eukaryota; Metazoa; Chordata; Actinopteri; Pleuronectiformes; Soleidae.